AACGAAGAAGGAAUUGAUAUACCAUUGUUAACUACAGUAAUAACCAUUAGAAAAUGCUUUUUCAAGUUGUAUUGUCGUUCCUUGCACUCUCACAAUUGAUUGCCGGGUCAGCUUUCACAUUUAUAUUAGGAGCUCAAGAGAGAUCAUGUUACUAUAUUUUCACAGAAAAGCCUGAUACUCAAAUUAGUUAUUAUUUUGCUGUUCAAAGUGGUGGAUCAUUUGAUGUUGAUUAUGCUAUUAAAAAUCCACUGGGAGAAGUAGUUAUUUCUGAUGAUAAACAAAGACAAGGAGAUUUUAUUUUUACAGCUAAAGAUGUUGGAGAAUAUGAAUUUUGUUUCUCUAAUGGUAUGUCUACUUUUGCUGAAAAAGUAGUUGAUUUUGAAAUUAAAUUUGAAAAUGAAGCUGAUGGUAAAGAUUUCAAGGCUAGUAUGCCAGAACAACCAAAUACUAAACCAAUUGCUCAUGUUGAAAGUAUGCAAAGUACUGUUGAAAAAAUCGAUCAAAAAUUAGAUGGACUUUCAAGAACUUUACAUUAUUAUAAAACUAGAAAUAGUAGAAAUCAACAAACUGUUAAAUCUACUGAAACAAGAAUUUAUUAUUUUUCCAUUUUCGAAGUUUUAUUAAUGGUUGGAAUGGCUUUCUUACAAAUUACUAUUGUUCAAUUCUUCUUCAAGGGUUCUAGAAGACAAUUGGUCUAAUCAUACAUAGAAUUAUAAUUUGCGUUCCCUCUAUAUUGAUUACUAGCUAAUCUAUUGCAUGUACAUUUAGUUAAUUAUAUAAAAUAUAUAUCAUUAUAUUUAAAAUAUAUACAUAAUUCAUACUAAAAAACAAUUUUCUCCAUCU
This is a messenger RNA of Scheffersomyces amazonensis, 843 nucleotides long. RefSeq lists its product as uncharacterized. Gene Ontology annotation, biological process: endoplasmic reticulum to Golgi vesicle-mediated transport; intracellular protein transport; Golgi organization. Bases 54 to 698 code for a protein of 214 amino acids. Gene Ontology annotation, cellular component: COPII-coated ER to Golgi transport vesicle; endoplasmic reticulum; Golgi apparatus. The transcript has a single exon. The record is from RefSeq and is a predicted model, not a curated record. Lineage: Eukaryota; Fungi; Ascomycota; Pichiomycetes; Serinales; Debaryomycetaceae.